AUGAAUAGAUUUGAAGAAGCUUUGGAGUAUUAUGAUUUAGCAAUUCAGAAAAACCCAGGAAAAGCAGAGUAUUUUAAUGGCAAAGGUAUAAAUUAAUGAUAAAUAUUAUUUUUUAGCGAUUGCUUUAAUGUCAAUGAAUAGAUUUGAAGAAGCCUUGGAGAAUUAUGAUUCAGCUAUUUAAAAAAACCCAGAAAACGCAGAUUAUUAUUACGGCAAAGGUAUAAUAUUAGUUAAUUAAUUAUNGAAAACCCUUAAGAACAAUUAUCUAUAGAUUGA
This is a messenger RNA of Paramecium primaurelia, 276 nucleotides long. The record is from the annotation of a GenBank genome assembly. Lineage: Eukaryota; Ciliophora; Oligohymenophorea; Peniculida; Parameciidae.